Messenger RNA from Rubroshorea leprosula, 1304 nucleotides. The record is from the annotation of a GenBank genome assembly. NCBI's taxonomy places the organism in Eukaryota, Viridiplantae, Streptophyta, Magnoliopsida, Malvales, Dipterocarpaceae.
GAAACUGUGGAGUAACGAUCAUAUGACCUGUUUUUGUCUCCCCACUUUUCUUUAUUGCGUUGGGUAUCUCUUCUAAUUUUCAGAUUCAAUCACUUUCCCUAAAUCCGUUCUUCUUAGAUAAUUCCCUUCUUCUCCCCAAUCCCCAACAGACACCCAAAUCGAUGGCUGGCAUGCUUCCUGGCGUUGAAUGCGCUAGAAGGAGACGCUUCCAUCAAAGCUGCGGAGGUUCUGAUUCUCCUAGUCUCGUACUCCAUGGCCGGACACGGAGAUCAUCUUUCUGCUUGUAUACAAGCAAAUCUGAAAUCCACCAUACUACUAUAUCUACACAGCAUCGAAACAUAUUGAAUCAGGGCUAUCAAGAUGAGAAACUUGGAGGUGCAGCAAGAGAGGCUAAAGAGAGACUGGAUGAGAGAUUAGGAACAAGAAAGUCAGAAUCCAAAAGGCAUGAAAGCAGAGAAAUCUUUCAGUAUUCGGAUGGGAGAUCCAUGGCUCUAUCAGAGCUACAAACGGAGGUGUUUGGAUCUAGGAAGAAGAACGGUUCAAAGAUGUUUAGUUGGGCCAAGUUGGGCUGGAAGGCCUCGGAUCAAGACGAGUGUGUCGUUUGCUUGGACCGGUUCAAGGUCGGCGAGACCCUAGUUCACCUACCAUGCGCACACAGGUUCCAUUCCAGGUGCUUGGUCCCAUGGUUAGAGACCAAUGCUCAUUGCCCUUACUGCAGGAUGGAAAUCUUUUCUGAGUAAAAGGAUUUCUUGUCGUAGAAGAAACCAAAAACUUUAUUGCCUGCAUAUUCAAUGGUAUUCAAUAUGGCAUUAUUGAAACUUGCACUCUUUUAAAAAAAAAAAAAAAAUCCCUCAACCACACGAUGUACGGACCAAAUUUCCCGAAAAAUUUUGAAGGUUACAACUACAAAUUCUUAAUUUUGCUGUAGUUCUUUUUCCUUCACAAAUUUUCUAGAAUAUUAAGAUCAUCUUGUUUUUCUUCAAAAUAUUUCUUCAGUCAAACAUCAAUCUCCAUCACUGAUUAGAUACCUGAUUUUAUUGCUAUUUGGACGGGUGGAAUGUGAAUUUUAUGUAGAUUUUACAUGGUAGUUUUUAUUUGUGCAGGAAAAGACUUGAAUCUAUAAUACUAUGAGUUUUGGAAUUAAAGUUAAAAUCUUUUGAAAGUUCAGGGAUUAUAUUGCAAGAAGAAAAGUUGCAAUCGAAGAUUUAAAUUAGAAAAAUUAUUAGAAAAGAGAUGCAAAGAAAGUCGAUAAGUUUUUUUUAUUUUUUUGGGUUUUUGGUUUCUCGGCCGGUAUCCGAGGCUUC